Rubroshorea leprosula is the source of this 888-nucleotide messenger RNA. The record is from the annotation of a GenBank genome assembly. Lineage: Eukaryota; Viridiplantae; Streptophyta; Magnoliopsida; Malvales; Dipterocarpaceae.
CUAAAACCCUCGAAUUUCAAUUUUGAAUUGAAUUUGGUCUGCACUCUCUUCUCACUGACGGCGAUGAGCCGUCGGAGUCCCUCUCCUUCUAUUUUCGACUCCUAACUUCAAAUUCACAGCUCACUAUUCCAUUAAAAAAAUCUACCUCCAUGCCCAACUGCUUCUAAUAACUGACGUCUCACCCAAAUCAUGACUGCUUAUACCCACAGAUCUACUGGUUCCAUGUUGCCCAACCAAAACCCAUUACGACCCACCUCCUGAAACAAGCCAUGGUGGAGAUACCGCUGCUCGGCCGGUUUCAGUUGCACCAGCAGAGGUUCGAAUUUAAGCGGCUGGUCCCAGCUUUUCUGUCAACUUAUUACAAGACCCUUUUCGCUGUUCUUUGGAUUGCCGCGUUCGUCUCUGUCUUUCUCUGGCAGCGGAAUGCUGUGGGGGUUAGAUUCUCGUUCUUCAGGGGGGUGGGUUCGGGUCGACCCAUGCCGAGGUUGCGGCCCGUUGCAUUCAAUUUGACUGAUUUUGGGGGAGUUGGAGAUGGGGUGACGCUUAACACGGAGGCGUUUGAGAGGGCGGUGUCGGCAAUUUCAAAGCUUGGGAAGAGAGGCGGCGGACAGCUCAAUGUGCCACCCGGGAAGUGGCUUAUGGUACCCUUUAAUCUCACUAGUCAUUUGACUCUGUUUUUAGCUGAGAAUGCUGAAAUUCUUGGAAUUGAGGUAUGAAGUUUGAAAAUUAAUAGUGAUUUGGCAUUACUAAUUUAUGGAAAGAACUAAGGUGGCAAGGUUUUAGUCUUGACUGUGGAGUCUCUUAUAUUGCAUUUUUGUUGCUAGCUUAAGGAAGUGUGUGGUAGUCUUGUUUAGUUAUUCAAUUUGAUAAUAAUCACUUAAGUUUUUG